Molecule: messenger RNA, 3931 nt
Organism: Thrips palmi
Lineage: Eukaryota; Metazoa; Arthropoda; Insecta; Thysanoptera; Thripidae
Product: protein FAM117B-like
Exons: 8
Coding region: 136-1488 (450 amino acids)
Source: RefSeq, a predicted model, not a curated record
CGAGGCGAGCAGGCCAGCCAAGCCGAGGAGGAGGAGAGCCAGCGCCAGCGCCAGCCGCCAGCCGCCAACCCAGCCAGCCAGCGUCCGGACGGCCGAGGCCCCCUGGAGGCGAUCAAGGACCAGCAAGAGUCAAGGAUGGCUCACCAAGGGGCUCACCAGGGCGCCCAGGCGGCACAGCAGCCCCUGAGGAGCCGCAAAUCGUCGGGAUCGGGUCCCAUGAGAGCCACACUGCCCAUGGCAUCGCUGCUGCGGAAGAACGACAACAACAGCCCGAGCCAGUCCCUGUCCCCCACAGCUGCUUGGAGGGCUUUGUCUGGACAGCGGUCUCCAGGGGCGUUAGCCACGCUCUCAUACAAAGCUAAAUCAAAAACAUUGAGUGGCCGUCCAAGUCAUGGCUUAGGUAGCAAUAAUAGUGUCAUUCGACGUACAGCUUCUUUGGAUACACUUUAUCUUCAGGGUCAGUGGCCAAGAGACUCUUUCAACCUCCAGGUUGACAAGGCAACCCAGACUGAAGACUGGCUCCUAGGGGAUAGCAGAAAGUACCGUCAUGAUCACCCCUGUAACGAAGACAAGCUUGAAAAAUAUAUCAGGCACAGGUUACAGCGAAGUAGCAAAGAAGCCACCAGCAGUCGGGAGAGGACUGCAGCAUUUGGACUUAUUAUGUCUCCAAACCUGCCAUCUCCAGCAUCUUCACACCAUAGUGACCAUAGCACUGUAACUUCUCCCAGUGCUGGAAGUCAAACAAGUACUGCCUCAGGAUCACCUCUUCACAAAGCAAUGCCAGUAAAUAUCCCCACAUGGAAGCAGGCUGCAGCAAACCGACCUCCCAUGCGCAGUUCUAUCGAAGGACUUAAUCAGGAGAUAGAACGACUUGUCUUGAAAGGCACCAAGAAUGGAUCACAUGACCAGGAGAGGGAAGAAGAAAAGACUUUCCAACUUUGCACACCUGAAGGUCAUAGAGCUCCACUAGCAGACAUGCUGCGUUCUACACGGUCUCGUUCUGUUAACACACAGACACCCGCUGGUGGAGACUUCACUACUCACAGCUCUCAGUCCUCAGGCCCUCCGUCUAGAGAAUCAGCAUCACCUCUGAUUGCUGGUGUAAUGGAACUCUCGAGGCCGCCAAGUGAAUCGCAGGUUGGCAGUGGAGAUUCUUCCCCAGACCGAGAUGCUGGGAAGCUGGGUACCUCUCCUCAUAUCAACAAGUUCCUAGCUAGAGAACCACCAGAUGGCUGUGAAAAAGUUAACUCUAAAUUUGUUGAAGACAAUAGGCGUCCAAUGAUUGAUUUUACUGUUUACGGAAAUCUGAAACCGUGUGUGUCAGUUCAAUUCAAACCCUCUUUGGGCUCCGCAUUCCUGCCACUACAAACACCAUCUGCAGCAGCCUCGGGCCAUGUGUCUCCAUCUGUGCCCGCAGUCAAUGGGACAUCUAGCCCGGAUCCUGAUGCAGAGGGGCCAAGUACCAAUGAGGAUUCUGCCGGGGUUUGAUGUGCUCCUACUACAUAUAAAUGUGAUAACUUCUUUAAUCUGUGGAUAGCUGAAGCUAAGUAACUUUCAAGUAGGUUGGUGCAGGAAUUCCUUUUCACCCAGACAAUAUGAUGGAAUUAUUUUGUUUAAGGAAAUAUCUUGUUUAUUUCAAUCACUACUUUGCAUGAUGAAAAAAUUAUACAUAUUUGUUUAUGUAUACACUGGUCUAUGGAGUACAUUGUCAUUGUACUUCUGUAUUUUAUUUGCUGGAAGUGUUUCAUUAGUUGCCCAUUCACAACUCUUGGUUUAGUUUCAGAUGAAUCUAUUUGUGUCAGGGUGGAAAGGCAUGCUGCUGAGGACCAAAUACUGCAGGCAGUUUUGCAUGUGGCAUUUUGCUUGUACAUUAUCAAACUCUGCUGUUGACAUCAUACCACUAAAGAACCAACUCUGUUGUUUUAGAGGUGGUGAUCUUUAAUCAUAUCACAUGUUGUGGUUCCAUGUUCUCAUAUGAAUUAUACUGUAAUUUAAUGAGCUAUGCCACCUGCAACUGCAUUAUAAGCCUCUGUAUCUUUACAGUUUCAUGCCACCUCAUAAGUACAAAAUCAUUUGAGUUAAUAGUUAUGUGGAAAUUAGAUAAUUGUUACCUACUAAUGGACUUUCUCUUCUCUUCAAGUAAUAGAAUUCUCAGGAUGGAAACUAAUUCUAUUUUUCAAUAUGAGAAUGUAUUUGAGAGUAAAUUAGAUAUUUUUUUGUGAACUGAAGGAGGUAUCAACUUCCAAAAUUUAAUUCAAAUAUUGUUGUCUAAUUUUGAAGGAUUUACCCAUAUAGGAUACUAACAUGAAGUAGGCUUGUUGUUUAACAUAUGUGUUUUCUCAUAAUUGCAUCUUGUUAGUGAAAGUAUUGAAGAACUGAUCAGAACUUUUUUGUUGUUAAUUGCAACACUCUUUAUACGGUACACCCUAGAAAAGGGUUCUUCAAACGGCUUCCAAAGAAUUAUUCUUUUUUUUUUUAUCCUAGUUGUAUGCUAAAUUAAUUAUGUUACUGUUACUUUUGAGAAUAACAUAUUGAAGACCUUAUGUUACAUUUCAAAUUACUUAAUUUUAACAGUAUUCUUUUCUCAGUGAAAAAUGAAUGGCUACCAAAUAAUAACCUCGAGUGGGAAGGUUUGUGAACCAAAUUUGUCUGUUUCAUUGUUUUUAUUUUGUCUUCUUUUACACUACUCUUGUAUCAACCCUCCUCCCUCUAGUGUUGUUUUCUUCUUCCUUUUUUCUUCUUUCUGAACUCAAGUACCCUUUGAGCUGAUUUUAUGUAGAAUAAGACUUCUGUGCAAUUAGAUUGUUUUGGUGAGAUAAAAAGUAGCAACUCCUUUUCAAGUUUCAAUGUUAAAUUGUGUAUGAAUGUGUGAAUCAAGUAAUGUAACUUUAAUAAUUUAAAUUAUUGGUAGUUUGGAUUGCUCAAAAGUUUCUGAAAAUAAUUGAAUUCUCAUCAAGUUCUCCCUUAGUUUCCCCACCCUUUUUCUGCUCAGCUUCAGUGUGUAUUUUUGAAAUUAUGGGUAUGUAUUUUGCAGUUUACUCUUUGUCAAUUUUAUAGUUAGCCACAUUGAAAUUGUACUUUUCCUGUGUAUCUUUCACCAUGUUAUUUGAAGGUAAAAUUGAUUUGGAAAAGGAGCUAUGACACCUCAUUAUUAGUGUUUAUCUAUUUCGUUAUUUUUGUAUUGUUUCUUUUUUCGUACUAGAUAGUUUAUUUUGUAGAAAAUACAAGGUCUGUUUCUCAGAACUGUUUGUACGUUAUUUUUAAUGAAGAAAAUUUAUUUUGAACUAAGACAUGGGUAUAGUCAAUGUGGCAGUGUGUAUGUCUUCAAGCUGAAGAUUGAGUGCGUUGAUGUGUACAUUUUCAUGUCUUUAAAUGUGCUUUUUGGCACACUUGUAAAUCGGUUCCAUAAGUACUUGUUUGUUUUGUGGAAAUUUUAUGCCAGUCAAUUCCUUGCUUCAAAAAUAGUUUUGGUUUCUUUUUAUUCGUAAGAAGAAAGCAAGACGGGAAAACAUGAUUUGGUCAGUUUUGUUAUUUUGCCACUCAAACAGUGGCAGCACCUUUAUUGUAACAACUGUGUAAUGUCUUUUACGUACUUUGUCAAUGUGUCCAAUAGGUUAAGAUAGAAAUGUUUGAAAGACCUUGUAACCUGGGGGCACUCUGACAUUUAUUUGUUUUGAUAAUGACAGGGUGUCCAUUUCCCCCGGUACAGAUGGUAAAUGUCUCUUUCCAUUUUGGAAUGUUUUAGCCAUAAUCAAAUCCUUUGAAUUUUUCGGUGAUUUGUCAAGUUGAAGUGACUGCACUCUAUUUACUUUUGUAACAAGCAAUGUUUUAAUGGGGUUUUCCUAGCCCAGCUGGGGCCAAAGAGGAAGUAUGUGGGAUGUACAUGUUCUUCUUGCAAGGAGAAUAAAUGCCAAAAUAAUACUACUGAAUA